Molecule: messenger RNA, 1941 nt
Organism: Dermacentor andersoni
Lineage: Eukaryota; Metazoa; Arthropoda; Arachnida; Ixodida; Ixodidae
Gene: Dip-C
Product: dipeptidase C
Molecular function (GO): metalloaminopeptidase activity; manganese ion binding
Source: RefSeq, a predicted model, not a curated record
UUAUUUUGCGGGGGUCGGGCAGUAACCGCCCCCAAAAUUGCCCUAGUUAUUAAGUCGCGCGUCGCCCGCAGGAUUGUGGCGCGGUUUGCGUUGGGCUAUCACUUUAUACCACUCUCUUCAACAAUGCCGUCGAGCAGCGGAGUGAGCUUCACUCGCGGAGCGCACACGCUUGGAAUUCCGCGCGAUUUACACGCGUUGAACCGUCGAAGACUGUGCGAGAAGCUGCGAAAUACCCUCAGCAACACGGAUGGUUCCUUCGUGGUCCUGCAAGGCGGUGAGUCGACGACCAUGUACUGUUCCGACCGGGAGCCCGCAUUUCGUCAGGAGUCCUACUUUCACUGGGCGUUCGGCGUCGAGGAGCCAGAUUACUUGGGCGCUGUGGACGUGGCUCAGGGGCGGUCCUAUUUGUUUAUGCCGCGGCUGCCGGCCAGCUACGCGGUCUGGAUGGGCCGCCUGCCGACUCUCGAGGACGUGCGCGCGCGCUAUGGCGUCGACGAGGUAUUCUACAACGACGCGGUGGGCGAUAACCUGCGGUUGAAAGGGGCUCGCACGCUGCUCACGCUGCGUGGCCGCAACAGCGACAGCGGCAAGAUCUCCGCUGAGGCCAAGUUUCCCAACAUGGAGGGCUUCAAGGUAGACGCCGGGCCGCUCUUCGAAGAGAUGGCCGAGCUUCGCGUUUUUAAGACUCCGCUCGAGAUGGAGGUCCUGCGGUACGCGAACCGCGUGAGCAGCGAGGCGCACAAAGAGGUGAUGCGCCGCAUUCGACCAGGCAUGUACGAGUACCAGCUCGAGGCUCUGUUCAUGCAGAAGUGCUACGGUGACGGUGGCGCGAGGCACGUGUCGUACACCUGCAUCUGCUGCAGCGGUUCCAACGGCGCUGUGCUACACUACGGCCACGCAGGAGCACCAAACGACUCGCCCGUCGCGGACGGCGACAUGUGCCUCUUCGAUAUGGGCUGCGAGUACUACUGCUACACGUCGGACAUCACCUGCUCCUUCCCGGCCAACGGCCGGUUCACGGCCGACCAGCGAGGUGUGUACGAAGCCGUGCUGGCGGCCAGCCGGGCAGUUCUGGACGCGAUCCGGCCCGGUGUUUCGUGGCCCGACAUGCACAGGCUCGCCGAGCGGCGUAUGCUGGAGGCGCUGCGUUCCAUGGGCGUGCUGAGGGGCGACGUGGACGCCAUGAUGGAGGCCCGACUGGGCGCCACUUUCAUGCCGCACGGCCUCGGCCACUUCAUGGGACUGGACGUCCAUGACGUGGGAGGCUACCUGAGCGCCGACCCUCCGCGGCCCACGGAGCCCGGACUGCGCUCCCUGCGGACGGCGCGCACGCUGCAGCGAGGCAUGGUGCUUACCGUCGAACCUGGGUGCUACUUCAUCGACACGCUCCUGGACGAAGCCCUGCGGUCGCCCAAGCUGUCCGCGUUCCUGGUGCCGGACGUGCUGCAGCGAUUCCGCAACUUCGGCGGCGUUCGCAUCGAGGACGACGUACUCAUCACGGCCGACGGCCACGAGAUGCUCACGCAGGUGCCUCGCACCGUCGAAGAGAUCGAGGCGCUCAUGGCCGAAGGCCGUCGCUGACUGCUGCGUGGCCGACCACUGUGGCAGCUGCCUGCCUGUACGGUGCAAUGUUGCAACUUGUGCACUGGUUGUUGACCGCACUGCUGUAUUCAUAGUCGGUAAUUAGAAUGCUUUGGCUUGGCCUGCAGCUUUUGUUCUUUAUUCAGCACGUCAUCACGAACGUUGUACUGAGAUUACUACAAAGCGCAAUUUUGCCCACUUUGCUGUUUUGUUUUAAGUACUUGGGAUGUUUUAAGUUCCGUUGUAAUGUACACCUUUGUCUGUAAUUGCGCAAAAAAAGUAUUAUCAGCCUCUGUUCGGCGUACUUCUUAUAGAUGGAAAGUAAGAAUAUUGCUUAAUAAAUCUUUUGGAAAUAUUGCU